AUGUCGAUCCCUUCCCCAUUUCCUGCUCAUCUUGACCUCAAGAAGCCUGUUUGCGUUUUCUGCGGUUCCUCUCCCGGCAAGCUUACCUUAUAUACAGCUGCAUCGGAUGCUGUGGGACAAGCAUUAGCGAAGGCUGGAAUCCCCUUGGUGUAUGGCGGUGGUCGACGAGGUAUCAUGGGCGUCGUGUCGCAAGCGUGCUUGAAAGCUGGGGGUCUCGUUCAUGGUAUUGUGCCCCAAGCAUUGACUGAAAGGGCGGCUGAGCAUACACCUGCGCCUGGGGCCUCGACUUCCAAAGAAGGGCAAGGUGAGGAAGUGCUCAAUGACGAUUACGAUGGAAGAUUAACCACCGACGUCGUGGGAAGUAUGCAUGAGCGAAAGCACAACAUGGCUAAAAUCUCUCAAGGUGGUUUCAUUGUACUUCCUGGAGGAUAUGGGACUUUCGAGGAAGCGCUAGAAAUGAUCACUUGGAAUCAAUUAGGAAUCCACCGAUUACCAAUUAUCAUUUUGAAUGUCGGUAACUUUUACACUCAUCUUUACGAUCAAUUUGUUUCUUCUGUCGACGCUGGCUUCAUUGCUCCUGCCAAUCUUUCUCUUCUCAAGCUGGUCAACCUUGAGGGUGGAUCGACUGCAAACGCUGACGAGUCUAAAGCAAACGAAUGGGGUGACGCUGCUAUCAGGGCCUUGAACGAUUGGGAUCUAGCUGAAGGAACGGGUUACGGACUUGAUUGGGAGGUGAAACCCGAUAGGGCUGGCGGCGAAACGUCACAAGAUUCGGGAUCUUCCAAACCUCUAGCAAUUGCGGAACAGACCGAUGGUCCUAGAUGGACGCGGAAAUUACCGGAUGCCAUAUUUACGACUCUGCGAUAUACAUCUCCGUCACCUAAUGCUACUGUACCAGUACAGCGCUCCUCACUACCUUUGCUGGAUCUGCAUCUACAAAGGCUGGACGAAGCGUUCUCGCAUUUCUCCCAAAAGGACGAGGAUGCAGCUUGGGGUAUGUGGCCGGGUCAAGAGACGGUCUGGGCGGAAUUGAAGCAAGUUCUGGAAGACGCGGAGCGUAGAGAAAGGGGGGAUUGGAGAGUAAGAGUCAUUGUUCAUCCAGAUGGUAAGGUGGAAGUACAAUGCGUACCCGCACCGAAAGAUGCUGGCCCCUUUCUCCUUCAUCCCUCAGCAUCGCGCUCCGUGUCAAGGAGACCCAUCGUGAUAGAUCCGGAUGUUACUGAGCCCACAUCGGAAUCUUCGGAACAAGUCGACUUAAGACUGUACAAGACUGUCAACAGAGACAUGUACGAUGACGCUUAUUCUCGAGGAGGGGCUUUGGUUUCUCCCGAUAUCCAUCCUGAGGUAUUGUUGCAUACACGUACCCAAAUACUGGAAACUACAACAUCAAAUAUUGCCGUCCAGCUUCCCAAUUCCGAAAGGUGGGUUACACCGAAAUUGGGAAAGGAUCAUCCGUUUUUGAAUGGUGUCAUGAGGAGGUAUCUCCUCGCCAAGGGGAUUAUCGAACAAGGUGAAGUAACUUUAGAUAUGAUUGAGGAGGUCAAGGAAGGUGGCAGGAUCAUUGGAUUCAACGGACUCAGAGGCGUAUGGGAAGGUGAAAUCAUAUGA
Messenger RNA from Kwoniella shivajii, 1608 nucleotides. RefSeq lists its product as uncharacterized. Gene Ontology annotation, biological process: cytokinin biosynthetic process. The record is from RefSeq and is a predicted model, not a curated record. Lineage: Eukaryota; Fungi; Basidiomycota; Tremellomycetes; Tremellales; Cryptococcaceae. The transcript is spliced from 11 exons. Gene Ontology annotation, molecular function: hydrolase activity, hydrolyzing N-glycosyl compounds. Gene Ontology annotation, cellular component: cytosol. The coding region runs from base 1 to 1608 and encodes 535 amino acids.